Podarcis raffonei (Aeolian wall lizard) is the source of this 1761-nucleotide messenger RNA. It is a transcript of the gene PECR, whose product is annotated as peroxisomal trans-2-enoyl-CoA reductase. Gene Ontology annotation, molecular function: trans-2-enoyl-CoA reductase (NADPH) activity. The record is from RefSeq and is a predicted model, not a curated record. Gene Ontology annotation, biological process: phytol metabolic process. Gene Ontology annotation, cellular component: peroxisome. The transcript has 8 exons. Bases 1 to 1305 code for a protein of 434 amino acids. NCBI's taxonomy places the organism in Eukaryota, Metazoa, Chordata, Lepidosauria, Squamata, Lacertidae.
AUGUGUCACCGUCUCUUCUCCCACCACCCUUUACCCUGGCAAGGUGAACGCAGCCAGGCAAGGAGGAGCUCUCCUCCUCUCCCCUCGCCCCAGUGGCCCGUCUGCCCAGGAGAUGGAGAGAGGCGCGGGGGGCGCCGGGCAGGUCCGCUUCAGCGACGAACGGCUGGGUCGCCGUCGGGAUCCCUCCGCUUGAAGCUGCUCAUCGCCGCAGUCAACGGGUCUCGGCAUAGCUCGGUUGCAGCAGGCGCGACGGCUGGGGCGCUGCUGCUCCCUCUUUUCCCGACGGGUGAAGCCAUCAACCCUCAGGCUGCGGCGCUGGGUGGGAGAGGCUCAGGAUCCCAUCUCUCCCACGCACCCUUCCUCUCACUGCAUGCGCGCAGAGAAGCAAGUCACGAUUCCCUCUCUGCGCGUCGAGGAAGAACCGGAGGAGAGGGGCAAUCUCCCCCUCCCACCCUCCGUUCCUCCCUCAAGCUAAAUGCAGGCAGCAGGGAAGGGGGCAGGCCUUUUGUGUUGCGAGGUUGUAAUGUAGUCAUUGCCUCCCGCAAAUUCGACAGAUUAAAAGCUGCAGCGAACGAGCUAGCUGCCAAAAUUCCAUCCACAGUUUCUGCCCAGGUUACCCCUGUACAGUGCAACAUUCGCAAAGAAGAGGAGGUAGAGGCACUGGUGAAAUCAACAUUGGACCUUCAUGGGAGGAUAGAUUUCCUGGUCAACAAUGGGGGAGGCCAGUUUCCUAGCCCAGCAGAAGCAAUUAGUUCAAAAGGCUGGAAUGCUGUGAUUGAAACUAACUUGACUGGGACCUUCUACUGCUGUAAAGCAGUGUACAAUGCUUGGAUGCAGGAUCACGGAGGUGCUAUUGUCAACAUCGUGGCUGAUAUGUGGAAAGGGUUUCCUGGCAUGUCACACAGUGGUGCAGCAAGAGCCGCAGUCGAUAACCUGACCAAAAGCCUAGCCAUCGAGUGGGCCCGCAAUGGAGUGAGAAUUAAUUCUGUUUCCCCGGGAGUGAUAUUUUCAGAAACUGCUGUUGCACAUUACAAAGAUGGUGAAGAACUGUUUAAAAGCUAUGUCCGAAAAAUUCCUGCCAAGAGAUUAGGACUUCCUGAAGAGGUAUCUCCCUUGGUGUGUUUCCUGCUGUCUCCGGCUGCCUCUUUUAUCACUGGAGAAACUGUGAAGGUUGAUGGUGGGCAGAGCAUAUAUAGUUCCCCAUGGGAAGUUCCAGAUCAUAAUAGAUGGCCACCUGCACCAGAUGGAGAUAAUGCCAAAGCACUCAAGAAGAUACUUUCAGGAAAAGCUUUGUCAAAGCUGUAAAACAAAAGAAAUGGGGUUAGCCCCCUUCCAUGCCUGUCAGUGGAUAAAUGCUGCCUUUCAGUAAUUGACUGCAAUCUUGAGGAUCACAGUCCCACUGGGGUAACAAACUGUGCCUUAGUUUUCUUUUUACGAUUCCUCUGAAGAAAGUCCUCCAGAACUAAACAACUGUCAACAUGUGCUGCUGCUGGCUUUUAUGUAAAAGGGUAAAUGCAUCUCUCAUGACCUCUGCUUUUGCAAUUUGAACUCGAUAAGCUCCGCUCACUAAAUCAUGUACAUAUGCUGCAUUAACAAGGUGCUGGAGUGAAUUACUUCAGCACCUUGUCCAUCUGUAGCUUGCUGUCAUCACAGCCUUUCUGAUUGCCAUGCAUUGAUUACUCACUUCUGUCAUAAGAGUCUUUGGCACAGCUCCCAGAGAUGAGAGAUGUUGGUGCACAAUAAACUGGUGGUUUGUAUCUA